Zeugodacus cucurbitae (melon fly) is the source of this 1069-nucleotide messenger RNA. Its product is annotated as ATP synthase mitochondrial F1 complex assembly factor 1. The record is from RefSeq and is a predicted model, not a curated record. Gene Ontology annotation, biological process: mitochondrial proton-transporting ATP synthase complex assembly. Gene Ontology annotation, cellular component: mitochondrion. The coding region runs from base 124 to 954 and encodes 276 amino acids. The transcript has 3 exons. NCBI's taxonomy places the organism in Eukaryota, Metazoa, Arthropoda, Insecta, Diptera, Tephritidae.
UUUAUGUUGUGUAAUUUGUCAUUUUACAUAAAAUUUAACUAGCUUUCCAUGUGUUGAAUUAAAACUAUUUUCCUUUUAGCAAUUUGGGAAAAUAUUAAGCGUUUGCAGUGAAUAGAGUUUGUUAUGGCCUGUUCUCGUUGCUGUUUACGCCUUAUAUCACUUAAUAGUAUAGCUAAAAGAACCAUAAGCAUGUCAGCAAUGAGACGUGCCGAGGAGGCUUUGGAUAAGAUGAAAGAGAAGAACCCAUAUUUCGAUAAAUAUGCGGAAAAAAUUGCAAAGCUUCAACAAACUUCUCCGGAAGAGUUUUUAGACCGUGUGGACAAAGUUGUCAAUCCCAUUAAAGAUGGAAAAAGUCAAUCGAGAACAUAUUCCGAACUUCUCAAUCCUAAACAACCACGGAAGGAACAGGUAGCCAAUGAAAUACCUUACAAGAAACUUACCGACAUCAUGAAACUUGAACUUAUCGAAGAUAAGACAGCCGACGAAAUUUCAAGUAUUUGGUAUGAGUACCAUAAAACUAAAGAUGUGUUGGCGGCUACAUUAACUGUUAAUCAGUUUGAUACACUUAUGGAACGUGCUAAACAAUAUCCAAUAUUUUUGUUGCCACUUCCACGAAGCGAAGGUUUUGAGUUUAUCAUGUUGCAAUUUGCAGCAAAUGCGGUGCAUUUUACACCGCUUCUUGCUUAUCAGGUGCAUGCCGAAAACGCGCCAGAGUGUCUGACGAUAGUGCAUUAUACGGAAACGAAAGAUAAAGGUGUUGUACUGAUGCGAGGCGAAUAUGACAGCAAAGUCUUGACGGGACAAGAAGCACAAUGCUUGGCUAAUGAAUUACAAAUGUUCUAUUGCAAGAGCGAGGAAAGCAAACUAAAGUUAUUGGAAACAUUUAACAGAAAACCAAAUGAAUUCAAACACAUGGAUCUAAUCAAAGAGGUGGAAAAUAUACAGUUAGCUUAAAGUAUCCAGCAAUACAUGUCCUACUAUUCAGUUGUCGAUUUACUAACUUUGUUUCUGUGAAAUCUAAUAAAUGAGAAUUAAUACUAUGAUGAAAUCGAGUGCUACAAUCGAAUAA